UUUAAUUUUAGAAACAAAGGAAAAAGUAGAUCAAUGUAGCAAAUACGUCUUUUCGGAAGAUUUAUUAGUAGUGGAAGCGUUUUUUAUAUCCAAAUUCUUUGUGAUGUAAUAUUUUUUAUAAAAUUUUGUGCGUGCUAUUUAAUAUUAUUAAUUGAUUUACUCUCUUUAAUGAGAGGUGAGUGCAAAAUAUAUACCAUAUAAAGAUCCAUUAAUUUGACAGAAGGACCACUGAAUAUUGUGAACAUUGUUUAAUCGUGAGAUGUCCAAUGUAUCCUAAACGGGUUAGGAUAAAGUCGAUAGAGCUCAAUGGCUGAGCGCCUCAGUCCUCGAAGCUCCGAGGUCAAUGCCUUGGAACAACGAGGCUAUUUAAUUGGCAAAAAAAUCGGACAAGGAUCUUAUGCCACUGUCCAUCUGGCGGAAUAUUGCGAUGGCUCCAGCCUUAAAAGGAUGCACCUUGCCUGCAAAAUAUUUGAUAAAGAAAAAGCACCUCGUGAUUUUUUAGAAAAGUUUUUUCCUCGUGAACUUGAUAUAUUAACUAAAAUAGAGAAUCCCCAUAUUAUACAAGUUCAUAGCAUCUUACAGCGAGGGCCACGAGUGUUUAUAUUCAUGCGCCAUGCAGAUAAUGGUGAUUUAUUAGAAUUUAUUAAAAGGAAUGGAGUGGUGCCCGAAAACCAAGCUAAGCUGUGGUUCCGGCAAAUGGCUAGCGGUUUGCAAUAUUUGCACAGCAAAAAUAUUGCCCAUCGAGAUUUAAAAUGUGAAAACAUAUUAUUAUCUAGACGAUUUAAUGUGAAAUUGGCGGAUUUUGGUUUUGCCAGAUUCUGUACGGACGGCGACAACAGACGAGUGCUAAGCCAAACCUACUGUGGAUCUGCCGCUUACGCUGCUCCGGAAGUGGUGAGUGGAACACCUUAUAAUCCUAAACUUGCAGAUGUUUGGUCACUGGGCAUUAUUUUAUUUAUAAUGCUGAAUGCCUCUAUGCCAUUCGAUGAUUCCAAUCACCGUAAACUUCUCAAAGAUCAAAUGUCUCGUAACUGGGUGUUUCGGUCCCGCAUUCGAGACACGGUAUCAGCGGCUGCAAAGUCGAUUGUCCGUCAUAUUUUAGAGCCAGAUAUCACUCUACGGCUAACAUUGGAUCGGGUAUUAUCUCACGAAUGGACAAGACCUCGCAAGGAUAAAAGUGCCAGUCUGAUGGGGCGCUUGGUGCAGUCGGCUCCCUCGGCUCCGCACCCGCCCGGGAAGCACGAUGAAGCUGGUACAUCCGCUGGAGCACGUGUUUCCGGUGACCAUCGGGAGACGGAACGAGAGCGACACGACGACAUCCACUUACGCUCCCACGACUGAUAUUAAGAAGUACUGCCGAUAAUUACAUAAUUUCUAAGCUUGUAAAUUUUUCGACCAUCAAAAAUCGUAAAUUCCCUUUAUUAUUUUUGAAGUUUUUUUUUUACAAUUGACGGCGUAACUAUUGUUAGUCGUCAAUAGUGAAAAUAAAGAUUUUUAUAUAUAAUACCA
Danaus plexippus (monarch butterfly) is the source of this 1509-nucleotide messenger RNA. RefSeq names its product testis-specific serine/threonine-protein kinase 2 (gene Tssk). The record is from RefSeq and is a predicted model, not a curated record. The coding region runs from base 307 to 1341 and encodes 344 amino acids. Lineage: Eukaryota; Metazoa; Arthropoda; Insecta; Lepidoptera; Nymphalidae. Gene Ontology annotation, molecular function: tau-protein kinase activity; ATP binding; protein serine/threonine kinase activity. Gene Ontology annotation, cellular component: cytoplasm. The transcript has a single exon. Gene Ontology annotation, biological process: microtubule cytoskeleton organization; intracellular signal transduction; protein phosphorylation.